CAGAUUCGGUACACGGUCCACGGCCAGGUGCAGGGCGUCAACUUCCGGUCCUUCACGCAGAAGCAAGCCCGCAGUCUUGGUGUGACUGGCUUCGUUACCAAUGCGUCCGAUGGAACCGUCCAGGGCGAGGCUCAAGGCACCGAGCACCGCAUCAGCGACUUUGUCCACUACCUGAACAAAGGCCCACCCGCCUCGUCCGUCUCCAGCGUCGACGCCUCCGACAUGCCCACAGAGUCUGGCGAGUCUGGCUUCCAUGUGCGCUACACCUAG
Exserohilum turcica Et28A is the source of this 270-nucleotide messenger RNA. RefSeq lists its product as uncharacterized. The annotation marks the transcript as partial. Gene Ontology annotation, molecular function: acylphosphatase activity. NCBI's taxonomy places the organism in Eukaryota, Fungi, Ascomycota, Dothideomycetes, Pleosporales, Pleosporaceae. The transcript is spliced from 2 exons. The record is from RefSeq and is a predicted model, not a curated record.